Molecule: messenger RNA, 1085 nt
Organism: Thamnophis sirtalis
Lineage: Eukaryota; Metazoa; Chordata; Lepidosauria; Squamata; Natricidae
Source: RefSeq, a predicted model, not a curated record
GGAGUCUGCAUAUAGCAAUGAGUCUACAGCAGCUAUGCUGUUGCAUAACUUAUUCCUAAAACUGGAUGAGCAUUUAGAGCGCGUUUCCCAGGAGAAGAAUCUCCUUUUGAUACAUAACCUAAAGAAAGUCAGGAAAAUUCUUCAGGCAAAAUAUCAAAGUAACCCUCUACAUAUAGCACUGGUUAUUUCAAACUGUUUAAGAGAAGAAAGAAGAGUAUUGGCUUCAGCAAGUAUGCCAGUUCAGGGACCACUAGAAAAGUCACUACAAAGCUACUUGGGUUCAGAAAGGCAAAGAAAAAUCGAGCUCAAGGGUUCUGAAAUUAAGAACAGUACACAGCUAACAGAACAAGACGUCAAAUAUCUAGAAGACUUGCAAGAGGAGUUUGACUUCAGAUUUAAAACUAUGUGCAACAUAGGAAGUUCUCAGUAAAAUGGCACAAAUAGUAAAGGAGGUUGAUGCCUUGGUGAAUAACAUAUUAAUAGAAGAGUUAUUGGACUGGAAGAGACGGCAACAAAUCGCUUGCAUUGGAGGCCCUCUCCACAGUGGGCUUGAUCAGCUGCAAAACUGUUUCACACUGUUGGCUGACAGUCUUUUUCAACUAAGAAGGCAGCUGGAGAAGCUGAAUGAACUUUUGAUAAAACUCACCUACGAAGGAGACCCCAUUCCUUUACAAACACCUCAUUUGUCGGAAAUAAUAAAUGCUUUAAUUUGCAGUCUUUUCCAAAGUUCAUUUAUAGUGGAGAGACAGCCUUCCAUGCCAACUCAUCCUCAGAGACCUUUGGUUCUUAAAACGAUGAUACAGUUUACCGUUAAACUUCGGAAUGCCUGUACUAUAAGCAACCGCAGAUUUGUUCUGUGUGGGACUCAUAUAAAAGCAAUGAACAUGGAUGAGUCUGCAAACGGGAACCUUUCAGUGGAAUUUCGACAUUUGCAGCCAAAAGAAAUGAAAGCAAGUGGCGCAAACAAAGGAAAUGAGAUUUCCCAAAUGGUAACUGAAGAACUACAUUCAAUCACUUUUGAAACACAGAUCUGCUUAUGUGGGCUGACUAUAGAUUUGGAAGUAAGUGUUUUUGAACCAGGCUGA